AUGCACCUCCCUGACCCGACCCUGACAUUGACUAUUCCAAGCAUCCACGACUCCCUGCCACUCAAUUGCCGCAUCUACCAUCCCCUCGAGCCCGAUGCGCGCUACGCAGCAGUCGUCGCGCACCCCUACGCACCACUGGGCGGCUCCUAUGACGAUCCAAUUGUCGAAACGGUCGCCGCCUAUCUGUUGAGACGAGGCUUCAUUGUGGCCACGUUCAACUUUCGAGGCGCGGGCACGGGCAGGACGAGCUGGAGCGCGCGCCCAGAGGUAGGCGACUACACAAGCAUCGUCGGGUUCAUAGUAUACUAUGUGCAUCAUUUGUUCCACGGAGAUGGUGUCCAAGGGGCGGGAAGAGCCCUGCUGAUGGGCGGGUACUCGUAUGGUGCCAUGGUGACGAGUCAGCUACCUCCGCUGGAGGAUUUGCUCUUGACCUUUGCGACGCCGGCUAUCGACUCGGCCGCCGCGCAAAUCCGGUCCCAGGCAGACACCCUCGCGGCGCAACAGCGUGAUGUCCUCCAUGCACGCUCGCGAAGAAGCCUUCGGGUGGGAGAGGGCAGCCCAAAGAGACGGAGCAAUGACAGCGCUCGAUCACACUCGUUUUCACUCGACGAAGCGGAAGAUAAGAUCCGCCAUCUUGUAAACAAGACAGUCCACAGACGAGAGAAUUCGAGAGGUCAGCCAGGUUCGACAAAUGGUGCGGCCAGCGUCACGCUUGCAGCCGUCCCGGAUUUGACGCUGCCACGACCCGCCUAUCUUUUGAUCUCGCCACUUCAGGGGUUCGUCCUCAGUUUGGCGACCAUGAGGCGACAUACCGGCGACGAGGCAGCGGAGCAGAAGAUGAGGGGAAAUCCGACGCUGGCGGUGUUUGGGAACGGUGACAUUUUCGUGGCGGCGAGCAAACUGCGGACUUGGGUGACGCGAAUGGAGGAUGGGGACAGUCUGUUCCAAGGGCAAGAGGUUGAAGGCGCCGGUCAUUUCUGGGUUGAGCAAGGCGUACUGAGUACGAUGAUGAGCCAUGUCGCCAAUUUUGUGAGGAUGCUGACAGCUCCGUGA
Molecule: messenger RNA, 1053 nt
Organism: Emericellopsis atlantica
Lineage: Eukaryota; Fungi; Ascomycota; Sordariomycetes; Hypocreales; Bionectriaceae
Product: Alpha/Beta hydrolase protein
Exons: 1
Coding region: 1-1053 (350 amino acids)
Source: RefSeq, a predicted model, not a curated record